UUUUCAAUGAGACAAUAUUAAUUUUUAGCAAUGCACUAUACAUGAAUUAUGUCUUUUUUUUUAAAGAUUCAAUAAAUCGUCAUGUCAAUCAAGAAGGAAGAAGUUCACGAAGUCUUCGGGGAGCCCAUUCUUUAUCGUGAAUGGGGCUAUCGACUGGCCAGUCUGGGCAGAUAUCUUUCGGCCAUAGAUUAUUUCGAGAAGGCAUCUAAAUCGGUCGAGGACCUAAGAACGUUAAUCGGUCUCUGCAGAUCACUCAUUAAAUACACGAGAUACGUUGCUGCGGAAAAACUGUCGAAGAAAUGUAUGAAAAUAGUGGGCGCUUGAUCUCUGCGCUCGUAUCUCUGCGCUGCAGAUCCCGGUCAUUACAAAGCGCGGCAGAUGCGGAUGGAGGCACUCUUCCAGAUCGGUGAGUUCGGUCUCAGCUUGACUUACGCCUACGAAGGCAUGCGACGACAUGGGAUGACCUUUGAGCACGGUGUCUAUCAGGCGUACGAGACUAUUGAAGAUUGUAUCGGUCGGAAUACAUCGCCUAUGGCGCUCCUGCUGCUGUAUCCGUGGAUACAAAGGUUGUGCGAGUACCGUGAGCUUCUGAUCGGCAAACUCGAGGUAGAGGAGGACGAAUUCGAAGGUAUCGAUGAGGAUAAGGCAAGAUUUAAAGUAAACGAUCCGGAAGUGCAACGUCAAGCACGGAUAAAAAAGCUGCAACGCGUCAUAGUGAAAAUGGAUAUGGAUGGCUUGACGAGCGACAAGCAUUUUUUCGAGGAGAUUUCGAGCCGUCCGGAAAUGGUGGCUUCACCUAAUAAGAUCUCGACUGCCAAGCUGCUCGCUCUCGCGAGAACGUGCCAUCGAAACGCGAUGAAUCUGCAGGAGCUUCUUCGAAUGAGACGACCGAUUUACACUCUGCUCUUCCAGCGACAAAAGAUUCUAAAAAGACGCAAAAUGAUGAUUGAACACGAGCGAAAAUUGCGCAGAAACAUCAUCGUCUUAGAAGCGGAUUUUCUAUUGCAUCGCCUGUACAUCGCGAAGAUCAACAAGGAUUACCUUACCUUUUUUAAACUCAUCGAUCGCAUCAAAAAUAAAUUUGACUCUUACUCGGACAAGAUGUUUCCGCUAAAACAAAAGUGCCUGGACGUGCUAUAUAAAAUGGUGGCAUGUGUAUACAUCAAUACGCGUAAUUUGACGUGUCUAGACAACGAGGAAUUGAAGACGACAUAUUUAAAACAUCACUUGGGAAUACGAGUGGCAAUAUUGCCGCGAGAUAGCGAUAUCGCGUGGAUAUCAAAUCCGAAACAGACAUUGAAGAUGUUUCGCAGAAGAUUAGCCAUGGCAUCCACGCCUCUCGAACUCGCCUGGCUGCAUCAUGAAUUUUGCAAGUUUCUCAUCGGCAUUCAUCGCUUCGACUUGGUCAGAUUCUACGCGAAGAAGGGCCGUGACAUAGCGGAUGAGGCGGCUUGCGAAGAAUGGAUUCUGAACUUCGAUCAUUUGAUACUGCGAAUAGAGAUUUAUCAGAAUAAUCGAAACGAGGCGAGAGACGCUGCGGUUUUAGCGCUCGAAUGCGCCAGAAAACUUGGUAUCGAUUGUCUGAUAGAUUUCUAUGAAAGGGCCAUAAAAGUUGUGGACGAGCUGGACCUAGAGCGGAUCAACGAUUUUGACGACGUCAUUGCCAGGCAGCAGCUUAUCGUUGAGCUGAUGCCGAAGGAGAUGAAAGAGGAGGUGAAUUUUCUAUGGCGGCGUAUGAACGUCGUGCCUGCCAAGAGACGACUCUCCGUCAUGCCGGGCUGCAAGCCGAUCGAUCGAAAGUUCAAAAUGCCCUGCAUGCGAAGGACUAUAUUGCCCAGUCCGCCGAAGGAUCCAGAAAGGGACGCCAGGAUCGCUUUGUUAAAGCAAUACGUCCCGCCUCACAAGCGACCGGGCUUCGUCAAUUUCGAAGAAUUCGAAUGAUCAACUCUCGACGAGAAAGUGCGAAUAUUUUUGUUGCAUUGCUCGCCUAGUAUUAUCCACUGCAAGGCAAAUUGUCACUGGAUAAUCAAAACUUCUAAUAAAAAUCAGUAAACAUUAUCAUUACGGUAUUAAUGCAUUCGUUCACUUUGCUAGAGGCUAUUAAAAACUAUGGAUUUUAUCAAACAAAUUAUUUGUAGUUUUUACGAGAGUCAUUUCAUAAGUAACAUGCACAAUGUGGCGACGUCCUGAAUUGGAUGAUGAAAUCCUGGAAAAACUUUUGAACAAUUCUAAUGGAAGAUUUGAAGAAGCGAUAGGCAGCUUAAAAAUUUCUAUAAUAAGGGCAUUGUGAAUUAAAGGAUAUUGGAAAUGGUCUCAAAUAUUGUGACGCGUGAAAAUCAAUGAUCGUAUAUCAAGAUUGAAACUUUACAUAGCCAAAAAUCCAAUAGACAUUUAUAGUGCCUUGCAUAAAGUUUGAAGCAAAGUUGCAUUGUCUAGGCGAGUCUGUUUCUGCAGCAAUCAAAUGAGAGAAUCCACAUCGGGUUGAAAUUUUUCUUUUCUGCAAAUCAUUCAAAGUACGGAAUACUGUCUGAUCAUCACAAAUUUCACGCAAAACACUGGAAUGUCUGUUGGAUUUUUGACCACGUAAAGUUUCAAUCUUGAUGUACGAUUGUUGAUCUUCAUGUCAGUCACAGUACCUGAGGCGUUUAUAGAUGCCAUUUCUAACACUCGUCAAUUCACAAUAAACACCCAUUAUGGAAAUUCUUAAACCACGUAUCGCUUUCCCAGAUCUUCCACUACAACUGUCCAAAUAUUUUAUUGGGAUUAUAUUAUCCACUCCGCGGCGUUAUCAUAUUGUACAUUAUUUAUGAAAUGACCUUUGCAUCGACUCUUUAUCACUGGAGGCAACUUAUUUAAAGAAUCCCAUAUUUUAAAAUUCUACUUUUUUAACU
This is a messenger RNA of Cataglyphis hispanica, 2891 nucleotides long. RefSeq lists its product as uncharacterized. The transcript is spliced from 6 exons. NCBI's taxonomy places the organism in Eukaryota, Metazoa, Arthropoda, Insecta, Hymenoptera, Formicidae. The record is from RefSeq and is a predicted model, not a curated record. Bases 379 to 1941 code for a protein of 520 amino acids.